UCCUCUCUUCUCUGUCCUAUUGAAGGGUUUGCUCUUCGAUGUGGAAAAAAAGAACAUCCUUUGUUGCAUUUGAGAAUGGCCUAUGUGGGGAUUUCAGAGUUGAGUAAUGAGUAAUGUUAGUUCUGGUGGUAUUCCAGUAAAUAAAAUCCUCAAUAAAUAUCACACCAAAGCAGAUGUGCUUCCAAAUGCAGAAUCGUGGUGAUCUUGCUCUUUUAGUUGUGCACAGAUGAAACAGCUUCACUUUGCUUGCUCAGUGAGGUGCCAAUAAGGAAGAACAGAGGGGGAAGUCUCGUGGAGCUGAAGCUGGUGCUCCUUUUUGGCAUGUCCGUGUAUUCACAGCUCCAAGACACACCGCUCUUUCUGUCUCGUAUGAUGGCCAUCAUGUCUCCUGCUCGAUCUCCUUUUCACGCGCGCGGACACAACACCGAUUAAACAACUUUCUUUGUGUGCCAUGGUAAGGAUUUUGACUUCAGAAUUAAAAUGUAGGUGUGCAAGGAUAUAGAACAUUUUUUUUGUUUGCUGUCCCUGUCAAAACGUCGGGGGUUCACAUUGAUCUUCAUAAUCUCUACAAGAAUCCGGAUGAGCGUCCGCGAGACCGCCGGCGAUCAGACUCGUGCAGUUAAGACACAACCCGGACUUUCUCACGUGCGGUUUAGGAGUCAGUGAUGUUACUCACAUCGUGUGUCAGGUGAAUCAUUAUAUGCAACACUCUAGAAGUACACACACACACACCACUAUUCAUUUCCACCACAGAAGAAUGACUUUGAUCCGCAGACUGCUACGCAGGCGUUUGCAUCCAUGGAAGGUUGCCAUUGUGGCGCUAGUGUUCGUCACAUUUUUGUUUCUGAUGCAAAGAGAGGUGGUCAGUCAGAGCCCGCAGGAGGAGCCCUGGCUAAAAGGGAUUGUAGAGAAACGGGACACCAUGCUGGGCAUGGUAAUGGGGGCCAUGAAUAACUUUAGAGACUCCAUGCCAAAGAUGCAGAUCCGAGCCCCAGUGAGGCAGCAGGAAAGCAGGAGCAGCCAGCCCUGUCUUCCUGGUUACUACACAGCUGCAGAGCUGAGGCCUGUCCUGGAAAGGCCGCCACAGAAUCCCAGUGCCCCGGGCGCCUCAGGGAAACCCUUCCAUACGGAGAACCUUGGGCCAGCUGAGCAGAAGGAGAAGGAGAAAGGCGAGGAGAAACACUGCUUCAACCUGUACGCUAGUGAUCGUAUCUCCCUCAGCCGAGACCUCGGUCCUGAUACAAGGCCACCAGAAUGCAUAGAGCAGACAUUUAGGCGCUGCCCACACUUGCCGACCACGAGCGUGAUCAUUGUGUUCCAUAACGAGGCGUGGAGCACAUUGCUGCGGACUGUCUACAGUGUGCUCCACACCUCUCCUGUCCUUCUUCUCAAAGAGAUCAUCCUUGUUGAUGACGCCAGCGCAGACGAGCGGCUGAAGGAAGAGUUGGAUGAGUAUCUGAAACAACUGCACAUUGUUCGUGUGGUGCGACAGCUUGAGAGGAAAGGACUCAUCACUGCACGACUGCUGGGAGCCUCAGUAGCCACUGGAGACACCCUCACAUUCUUGGAUGCACACUGUGAAUGUUUUAAUGGCUGGCUCGAGCCUCUGCUAGCCCGGAUAGCAGAGAACUACACUGCAGUGGUGAGUCCGGACAUCACCACUAUCGACCUGAACACUUUUGAGUUCAUGAAGCCUUCUCCAUAUGGGCAGAACCACAAUCGGGGAAACUUUGACUGGGCCCUGUCCUUCGGCUGGGAGACUUUGCCUGAUCACGAAAAAAAACGGCGCAAAGAUGAGACCUACCCCAUAAAAACACCAGCAUUUGCCGGAGGACUUUUUUCCAUCUCCAAAGAUUAUUUCUAUCACAUUGGGAGCUAUGAUGAGGAGAUGGAGAUCUGGGGAGGAGAGAAUAUAGAAAUGUCGUUCAGGGUGUGGCAGUGUGGAGGUCAGUUGGAGAUCAUCCCCUGUUCUAUUGUGGGCCACGUUUUCCGCACCAAAAGCCCUCAUACCUUUCCCAAAGGCACGCAAGUUAUCGCCCGUAAUCAAGUGAGGCUGGCUGAGGUCUGGAUGGACGACUACAAGGAGAUCUUCUACCGCAGGAACCAGCAGGCGGCACAGAUGUCUAAAGAGAGGUCCUUUGGAGAUGUCUCCAAACGCUUGGAGCUCCGUGAGAGACUACAGUGUAAGAGCUUUUCCUGGUAUUUAAAGAACGUGUACCCAGAGGUCUUUAUGCCUGAUCUCAACCCACUGCAGUUUGGUGCGAUAAAAAAUAUAGGGAAAGACAUGUGUCUGGAUGCAGGCGAGAACAAUGAGGGAGGCAAGGCACUCAUUAUGUACCCAUGCCAUGGCCUGGGAGGCAACCAGUACUUUGAAUUUUCAACGCACCAUGAAAUACGACAUAACAUUCAGAAGGAGCUUUGCCUACAUGCCACAGAUGGGCUGGUGAAACUUCAGGAUUGUCAGUAUAAAGGCCACAACACCUUGACUGGACAUGAACAGAAAUGGGAGCUGCAGGAGAAUCAGCUGUUUUAUAACCGCGGGCGGAAGCUGUGCCUGAGCGCUCGCUUUGAAAACCCCUCUAUGGUCCCCUGCAACCCAGCGGACAGAUUCCAGCUUUGGACUUUCACCUGAGAGGACAAGCCAAUUACAAUACCCACUAUUGUUGCUGAAGUUCUAAACAAGAGAAUUUUAAUUUAUUUUUAUAUGUGAAAAUUACUGCUGCUGGAAAGAUUUGAAUAUCAUAAUUAGUAUGCAUAUACAUGCACAAAACGGAAAAAAAAGCAACAAGGCACCUUUUAGGAAGUAUUCCGGAGUUGUAAAGAACCACUUGAAGACUUGAACUAUUAUUAUUUUCCUCGAAAAUUUUUUCUCUCAAAUAUAAGGGCUGUUACCACUGUCUCAAUGUAAGAAUCUAAGAAAAACAGAGACCUUAGAAAUGUUGGUCUUACCUGCACAUUGUUUAUGCACCAAAGAAUAUUUGUAAGCACAGUUUCACCAAGUGCAAUUCCCCAAUAUGCACCAUAAAUUGUCUAAUUCCUAAAUAGUCCUAUAUAAGAUCCUGAAUUAAAUAGGAUGUUCUAGGUUAGUGCCAUGCACUGACUCUUUCCUUUACCUCAGUGACAGGAUUUCUUCAGACCCAGACCUGAUUGGAAAAAGAGCUACCAUUAAAACGUGGUCUGUAUUUAUUGAAGGAGUCUGCCAAUGGUUUGAAAUUGUUGACAAAAUCUCUUACAAACUAUCAAAUCCAUGGGUAGUGAACAAACCUAAUGUUAUUGUGUGUGAUCUUUAAUUCCUUUUCAGUAUAUAUAAACUACUACUUCUGACUUUGAUCCCUUGAAUCAGUAGCAGCUGUUGUGAUUUCUUUCCCCCCAUUCCUUCAUUACUUCAGUGUUUAAAGGCUUUUGUUCACAAAUGACACCUUGUUUUUAUAAUAAUACGUUGUAAGGGAAUAUUGUGUACAAGGAGAUGGUAGUUAAAAGUACUAUAAACUAACGAAAGAAAGUUUGAAUGAACAAGGGCAAAUUGUGCUUUUAAAAUAAACAUUUCAAAAGCUUUUUAUGA
This is a messenger RNA of Silurus meridionalis, 3562 nucleotides long. It is a transcript of the gene galnt3, whose product is annotated as UDP-N-acetyl-alpha-D-galactosamine:polypeptide N-acetylgalactosaminyltransferase 3 (GalNAc-T3). NCBI's taxonomy places the organism in Eukaryota, Metazoa, Chordata, Actinopteri, Siluriformes, Siluridae. The record is from RefSeq and is a predicted model, not a curated record. Bases 701 to 2632 code for a protein of 643 amino acids. Gene Ontology annotation, cellular component: Golgi apparatus. The transcript is spliced from 11 exons.